Triticum urartu is the source of this 409-nucleotide messenger RNA. NCBI's taxonomy places the organism in Eukaryota, Viridiplantae, Streptophyta, Magnoliopsida, Poales, Poaceae. The record is from RefSeq and is a predicted model, not a curated record.
GGAGAUGGACGGGGACGAGACGGCCGUCGUGGCGGCGGCAGAGGCUGAGGUGGUGGGGUCGGCGGAGACGGAGGAGCACGUCCAGCGCAUCCUCCUCGCCAUCGACAACUUCACUCGCAAGGUGUCGGAGAUGCUGGACUCCGGGCGCGCCAUGUUCAAGGACCUCGCCGCCGACUUUGAGGACCGCCUCUGCACGAUCCACAAGGAGAGGGUGGACAAGUGGGAGGAGGAGAUCAGGGAGCUGCGCGCCCGCGACGCCGCCAACGAGCACACCCGCGCCAGCACUUAGGCAUCUCCAGCCCUUCAGGAAGAGUAAAAAAUCGCCCCCUGAGGGCGCAUCGGCGCUAAACCGCGCACUGGGGGCGUGAUGUCCCCAGUCGCGGCCCUCCACGGGUUUUUAAAAUGUUUA